UGUAAAGCGGACAUUUUGAAGUAAAACACAAAAGUCGAGCACCGGAAAAAAAGUCUUGCUAGAUAAUAGUUCGCUUAUACAAGUGGUGGUGGAUGAAGAUUUUUUUCGAAACUCCUUGGAACACAACAUUACAAGAGUUCCUCGUCGUCGAGCUAACAAUUGCGCACUGAAAAACUAAAUAAGUAAAGAAGAAAAGAAGAAGAAUUAAAACUCAAAAGUAAACAACUUUAUCCGAAAAACAAAUUUGUCAAAUUAUGAAUAAAAUCUACUUAUAUUUGGCGAUACGUUCUGGCGCUGCUGUUGAUUGCAUCAUUUUUCUCAUGUAAUACACAAUUUAACAAUAACUGUGCCACUGAUAACCUAUGGUUAACCCCACACAUCGCGCAUUUGAACUUACUCUAGCUUCUCAUCAAUUAAUAUAACCGAAUUUCUUCAUUAUACAGAUUAGUUAUUAUAGGUCAGUGUGAAAGUGAACUUAGUGGAUCAUUACAGUGAAUAAUUUUCCAUCAAAGAUGACACUCGAAAACAGGAUAAUAAGAUUAUACAAAAGACCUGGUUUUACUAACGCCAAAAAAGUAGAAAUUAUUGAAAAACUACAAGAAAAAUGCGAUCUAAUCGUUGGAUUGGAGACUGAAUUGUGUUACCAUGUUGAAGUGGGAGCGCCUCUGUCCAAAGAGGAAGAAAAAAAAUUAAUGUGGGUACUAUAUGAUCCGUUACAUCCUGAAAAAUUGUCACAUCAGGGCUUAAAAAUUUCGGAUAACCAGGUACUUAUAGAAGUUGGACCCAGAUUUAAUUUUUCAACUCCUAGCUCCACAAAUGCAGUAUCAAUUUGUCAAAAUUUGGGGUUAAAGAAAAUUGUCAGGGUGGAAGUAUCCCGCAGAUACCUUUUAAAUGUCAAAAUUCAUAGCAUUGUUUCCCCUGAUAUGGAAAGAGUUCUUGCUUCAGUGUUAUAUGAUCGCAUGACUGAGUGUCUUUAUACUUCCAAAAAUAUUCCUAAAAACAGCUUUAAUGAAUGCCUUCAAAAGACAGAAAACAUAAAAGAAGUUGAUGUAUUGACGAAAGGUGAAAAGGCCCUGCAAGAAAUAGAUCAUGAACUGGGAUUGGCUUUUGACAAGUCUGACUUGACAUAUUAUACCAACUUGUUUAAAAAUGUGUUAAAAAGAAAUCCAACAAAUAUUGAAUGCUUCGAUUUAGCUCAGUCAAAUAGUGAACAUAGCCGUCACUGGUUUUUUAAGGGCAAAAUGAUUAUAGAUGAUGUAGAAUAUGAGGAGUCUCUGAUUGAUAUGAUAAUUGAUACUCAAAAACACACAAACCCAAACAAUGUGAUCAAAUUUAGUGAUAACAGUAGUGCCAUAAAGGGGUUUAUCCACCGGAGCCUGAAACCAGCCUCUGCGGGAUCUGUAAGUGAACUUCGACAAGUUACAUCUGAAACUCACCUUAUAUUUACCGCGGAAACGCACAACUUCCCGACUGGCGUGGCUCCAUUCAGUGGCGCCACCACAGGAACCGGUGGCAGAAUUCGUGAUGUGCAAUCCGUCGGUAGAGGAGGAUAUUGUAUUGCAGGUACUGCCGGAUAUUCAGUUGGCAAUCUUAACAUCCCGGACUACAAUUUGCCUUGGGAAGAAAAAUCAUUCGAGUACCCGUCGAAUUUUGCGCCGGCGCUUGAAAUUUUGGUUGAAGCAAGUAAUGGCGCUUCGGAUUAUGGUAAUAAAUUUGGAGAACCUUUAAUCAGCGGGUUUGUUAGGUCAUUCGGGCUUAUUGAGGGCAAUAAUGAACGGAGGGAGUGGAUUAAGCCAAUCAUGUUCAGUGGGGGAAUUGGGAGUAUGGAGGCGAAUAUGACUGAAAAGCUUACGCCUGUAAUUGGACAACAAAUUGUCAAAAUAGGUGGUCCAGUGUACCGAAUUGGGGUUGGCGGCGGGUCUGCCAGUUCUGUUGAAGUUCAGGGUGAUAACAAAGAGGAACUGGAUUUUAAUGCGGUCCAAAGAGGCGACGCUGAAAUGGAAAAUAAACUAAAUCGAGUUGUCCGCGCAUGCUUAGAAUUAGGCAAAAAGAAUCCAAUUUUAAGUAUUCAUGACCAAGGUGCGGGUGGUAAUGGAAAUGUACUUAAGGAACUUGUGGAACCUGUUGGUGGCAUUAUUUACGCCAAUAGAUUUGAACUAGGUGAUCCCACCAUUAAUAUUCUGGAAUUGUGGGGUGCGGAAUAUCAAGAAAACAACGCACUUCUUUGCAAAAAAGAAGACAUUGAGCUGUUAAAAACUAUUUGUAAAAGAGAAAGAUGUCCUGUUAACAUAGUUGGUGAAGUAACUGGAAGUGGGUCUGUUGUACUAUCACUAGAUGAAUCCAACACUGUAACUCCAUUUGAUUUAAAACUUGAACAUGUGUUAGGAAAAAUGCCUAGAAAAGUUUUCAAAUUAGAACGAAAAUUACCUAUCCUGAAACCAUUGAAUCUGCCUCCCGCCACUUCUAUUUAUAACUGUUUGGAUAGAGUAUUGAGGUUGCCAUCUGUUAGCAGCAAAAGAUAUUUAACCAAUAAAGUUGAUAGAUGUGUCACUGGUUUGAUAGCUCAACAACAAUGCGUGGGUCCUUUACAUACUCCGCUGGCGGAUGUUGCAGUUACGGCAAUUUCUCAUUUUGGUCACGAGGGUAUUGCUUCCUCUAUAGGCGAACAACCUAUCAAAGGAUUAAUUAACAUAGCUGCGGGUGCCCGUAUGACAGUUGCAGAGGCACUUAGCAAUCUCGUUUUUGCUCUCAUAACAGACCUCCGCGACGUAAAAUGCAGUGGCAAUUGGAUGUGGGCGGCAAAAUUGCCUGGAGAAGGUGCCGCCCUCUACGACGCUUGCGUAGCCAUGUGCAAAUUAAUGUCCGAGUUAGGAAUAGCCAUUGAUGGAGGAAAAGAUUCCCUGAGUAUGGCUGCCCGAGUUGGGCCAGAUACUGUUAAAGCUCCGGGUACAUUAGUGAUCUCCACUUACGCACCUUGUCCCGAUAUUAGAAAGGUUAUAACACCAGAUUUUAAAGCACCGUCUAUGGGAAAGCAGGGAACUUUGCUAUUUGUUGACUUAUCCCAUGAUGCUAAUAGAUUGGGAGGAUCCGCGUUGGCGCACACUUUUAAGCAACUAGGAAGCGAGUGUCCAGACAUACAUUCAGCCACAGAUUUAGUCAAUGCUUUUGCCGCAACUCAAGAACUUAUCAGAGAUAAUGCAGUGCUAGCUGGACAUGAUGUUAGUGAUGGUGGAUUAAUAGUUUGCCUACUUGAAAUGUGUUUUGCUGGCCUAAGUGGAAUAACUGUCAACAUCAAGCAUAGACAAGGAAAAUCCAUCCCUAUCCUUUUCUCGGAAGAAGUGGGAUGGGUGCUUGAGGUUUUGGACAAAGAUGUUGAUCACUGUCUUUCAGUUUUUCAGAAACACAAUGUACCAGUGUUUGAAAUUGGUGAAAGUGUGGGUUAUGGUAUCCAAUCUAAAGUGACCAUAAUGGUUAAUAAUGCAUGCUUGGAAACUACGGUAUUGCCACUGAUGCAGAUGUGGGAAGAGACGAGUUACCGGUUAGAACUUCAGCAAACAAUUAAAGAAUGUGCAGAUUCUGAAUUUUUGUCUCUGGCGACAAGAAACGGUCCGAAAUACACUUUAACCUUUGACCCCGAUGAAGAGCAUAUAAUCAAAGAGGAAAGAAUUCCUAUUGCUGUCAUAAGGGAAGAGGGUAUUAAUAGUGAUAGAGAAGUGACAGCCGCUUUUGUUAGGGUUGGAUUUAAGGUGUGGGAUGUUACUAUGCAGGAUUUGUUAAGCGGGGAGGCUAAUUUAGAUAGGUUUAGGGGACUCAUAUUCCCUGGCGGAUUUAGUUAUGCUGAUGUAUUGGGUUCGGCGAAAGGUUGGGCCGCUAGCAUCCUCUUUAAUGAAAAGGUCAAGCAACAGUUCACGAGAUUCUUCAAUAGACCAGACACUUUCAGCUUAGGAAUUUGUAAUGGCUGCCAAUUAAUGGCUUUGAUUGGAUGGGUAGGAAGUCCUUUGACGGAAGAAUAUUCCAAACCAGAUAUUAUACUGGAACAUAAUAAGUCUGAAAGAUUUGAAUGCAGAUGGAGCACAGUUAAGAUUGAAAAAUCAAAAUCAAUUAUGUUAAAUGGUAUGGAGGGAUCAACCUUUGGUGUAUGGGUUGCUCAUGGUGAAGGCAAGUUUGGCUUCCAAAAUAAAUAUGUCUAUGACAAACUAGUAAAAAGCAAUUGUGUAGCUUUACGAUAUGUUGAUGACCAAGGUCUGCCAACUGAAAGUUAUCCAAUGAAUCCAAAUGGGAGUGUAGAGGGAUUAGCUGGAGUAUGCUCCAAUGAUGGUAGGCAUUUGGCAAUUAUGCCGCACCCUGAAAGGUGCAGUCAAAUGUUCCAAUGGCCUUACAUGCCACGUGAGUGGAUACAUUACCGGAAGAGUCCAUGGGAGAAGAUGUUUAAGAAUGCUUAUGACUGGUGUACUAAAGUUAAGUUCCAUCCGGUAUACUAUUAGGUGUAGUCUAGGUUAUGGGAACAACUUACUAAAAUGACUGCCAAUUUAAUUGCCAUUUAAUUGUGAGGUGCUCAGGUCAAUUAAUAUUACUCUAUUUUAAAUCUAUUUUUACAUUAACUCAUAUUUUUAAAUUUUGUAUUAUAAAUGGUUAAAGUCUAAAUAAUUAAGUCUGAGCUUAUAAGGGGUAGUUUUUAAUGGAAAUGCAAUUAGAAAAAUUAAUAAAUUUAAAAACUUCAUUAAUACAUUUUGUCAUUAAAAGUGAAAACCUCCAAACAUUUUGGAAUAACAGUUAGAAUGAGAAUUAAUUUUGAAUAUUGUCUUUUUAUAUUCAUGAAUUCAAGUAAAUAUUAAGUCUUUUCCCCUAAAUGUCCCUUAUGAGAGAAUUUGUUUAUACAAAUGUGAUUAGAAUUGCAGCUUCCUUAUUAAUAAGUGCCUUUAUAUCAGAGAUAUUUAAUCACUAGAGACCAAGCAGUAAACAUUCACUUGAGUAGCAAUAGAUCUCUUAUGGUCGUCAAAUAAGCUCAUGUAUUAACAAAAUUGACUAUUAUAACAAUAUAAAUAAUUAAAAUGCACAUAUUUUGUUACUAGCAAAUACAAAUGUUUCAUUCAAUUUAAAAAGUAAAUAAUAGUUUUAGUAACAUCUUUUUCUAGAUCCUUAACUGUUUUUCUAUGAUAAAGUUUAUGAUCAAUUCUGACUUGGUUUUGCCAAAUGGUUAAAUAUCUGCUUUAUACAGAUUCAUAGUACUCAUAUCUAUUAAAUGUUGACUAUUCCAUUUGUUAAAAAAUUACUUAUAGUUUAUGUUAUUUUUUAUAA
Molecule: messenger RNA, 5298 nt
Organism: Cylas formicarius (sweet potato weevil)
Lineage: Eukaryota; Metazoa; Arthropoda; Insecta; Coleoptera; Brentidae
Product: phosphoribosylformylglycinamidine synthase
Exons: 13
Coding region: 513-4484 (1323 amino acids)
Biological process (GO): 'de novo' IMP biosynthetic process
Molecular function (GO): phosphoribosylformylglycinamidine synthase activity
Source: RefSeq, a predicted model, not a curated record